Pollicipes pollicipes is the source of this 1503-nucleotide messenger RNA. Its product is annotated as arylsulfatase L. The coding region runs from base 38 to 1324 and encodes 428 amino acids. Gene Ontology annotation, molecular function: arylsulfatase activity. NCBI's taxonomy places the organism in Eukaryota, Metazoa, Arthropoda, Thecostraca, Pollicipedomorpha, Pollicipedidae. The record is from RefSeq and is a predicted model, not a curated record. The transcript has 10 exons.
CCGCUGACCUGCCGCUUCGCCACGGUGCGGCCUUGCCAUGACGCUCCGGCUGCUGGUGCUGACCAUGUUGCUGGAGGCGGCCGCCCCGGCCAUCCCCAACGUGGUCAUCCUCCUGGCCAACAACGUCAGGACGGACGACCUGAGUUGUUACAAUCCCGACACGCCGGCGCCCACCCCCAACAUUGACAGACUGGCGGCCGGGGGCGUGCUGCUGCGACACCACACGGUCCCGGCGCUCACACCGACGGCCAACCGGGCGGCCCAUCUGACCGGACAGAUGCCCACGCGCUACGGUCUUCAGGAGAGCGAACAGGGGGUCCGCCAGAUCCUGCACACUCUCAGCCGGGCAGGGCUGCCCAACUCGACACUGACCUAUGCUGACCUCCUGAAGAAGUCCGGUUAUCGAACAAAGGCCGCGGGCGGCUGGGAGCUGGGCUGGGCGUGCGAGUCGUGGGCGGAUGCCUGCCACUCGCCGCUGAAGCACGGCUUCGACUCGUUCCACGGCGUGCCGCUGAGCGUGUCCAUCAGCGAGCCGGAGCAGCUGGAGGAGAGCCUGUUGCCAACGAUGCAGGAGCUCAACGCCUACCUGGAGGUGAUGGCCAACCAGUCGGCGGUCAGAUCCAUCUACCGGCCGAUUGCCGAGGCGGCCUGGUACCAGUGGCUGGCGCAAGUGGUCACCUCCGGCGGAAGCCUCCGCGAGCAGGCGCGGCUCACGGCGGAGCUGCAGCAGAAGCUGGACCUCCUGCUGGUCCGUGAUGACGCCGUCGCUCGAUGGCCGUACUCGCUGCAGGGCAUGACGCUGCCUAUUCUGUUUGAGUCGCUCGAGUUCAUCAAAUCCAGCAAGCGCGCCGGCAAACCGUUCCUGCUGCAGCACAGCUUCCUGCACGUGCAUGAUCCACCGGUCACGGCGCCACACCGGGUCGGCAACAGCGGCGUCAACGCCUACUACGACAGCGUGCUGGAGCUGGACUGGGCCGUCGGUCGCGUCCUCGAUCACCUGGAGGAGCUGGAGCUGCUGGACGACACGAUUGUCUACUUCGCCUCCGACUUCAACGACCUUAUGUCCUACCCGCCGAAAACGUCCAACAUCACUGACGCCCGCGUGCCGGGCAUGUUCAUGUACCGGGGCCUGAUGAAGCCGCACGUGCUGCACCGGCCGACCUCCGUGCUGGACCUGCUGCCUACGGUGGUGGAUGUCAUCGGCAAAGGCGCUGAGCUGCUAAGCAUGGAACUGGACGGCAGAAGCCUGUUUUUUCCCUAUGCUGACGCAGGGGGAGAACAGCCAACGUUACCAUUACAGCUACAGAGGAGACGACCUGGAUAGCGUAACCAUUGUUUCUGAGGACGAGACGGACCCAACUAUCUUCAAGCUCUACAUCACCAAGGGAUGCCAGCUGUGCAAGGAGACCACUUUGCUGUACAACCUAACGGCAGACCCGUACCAAACGGAGGCCAUCGGGCCAGAGACACCAACCUUCAACCAGGUGGUGGAGGACAUGCGGG